Vanessa tameamea is the source of this 4807-nucleotide messenger RNA. RefSeq names its product atlastin (gene atl). The coding region runs from base 204 to 1934 and encodes 576 amino acids. Gene Ontology annotation, biological process: protein homooligomerization; endoplasmic reticulum organization. The transcript is spliced from 12 exons. The record is from RefSeq and is a predicted model, not a curated record. NCBI's taxonomy places the organism in Eukaryota, Metazoa, Arthropoda, Insecta, Lepidoptera, Nymphalidae. Gene Ontology annotation, molecular function: GTP binding; GTPase activity.
UAUGUUAAGUUGUCAUCUUGCGUCGUGUUGGAAAAAUUGCAUGUCGCUAUGUUCAGUCAAGUCAGAUCUCGAAAUAAAUAAAUUGGUCAUGGCUGAUAUCGAGGAACAUAAACAUCGGGAAACUAAUUCCCAUGAGGGAGAAGGAACCGAAUGUGCUAACAACCUCAUACUUUGAGUGAUAUAUUGGCGGCACAAGAGUGACAAUGACAGGGGGAUCGGACAGGACGCUCGUUUCAGGAAAUGAGGUGGUUGGGAAGCUUAGUUUGCAAAUCUCGACCAAAAACAGACUUAUAACAGAGAAACCGGCGCCGGCGCCGCGCACCGGUCCCCACGGCGUGCAGGUCGUCAACACGGGCCCGGAGCACUCCUUCGUGCUCGACGAAGACGCGCUUGAGGAGCUGCUGCUGCAAGAUGACAUCAAAGACAGGUCCGCGGUCGUCAUAUCGGUCGCGGGCGCAUUCCGGAAAGGGAAAUCAUUCCUGCUCGACUUUUUCCUCCGAUACAUGCAUCAUAAGUAUGGUGCGGGAGGCGGUGGAGGCGAAUGGCUGGGCAAUGAAGAAGAGCCGCUUUCGGGGUUCAGCUGGAGGGGAGGAUCCGAGCGGGACACCACCGGCAUCCUCAUGUGGUCUGAGAUAUUCAAAGCGACACUCGAAGACGGUGAAAAGGUGGCGAUCAUCCUGCUCGACACGCAGGGCGCGUUCGACAGCGAGUCGACGGUGCGCGACUGCGCCACCGUGUUCGCGCUGUCCACCAUGCUGUCGUCCGUGCAGAUAUACAACCUGUCGCAGAACAUACAGGAGGACGACCUGCAGCAUCUGCAGUUGUUCACAGAGUACGGUCGGCUGGCGUUAGAGGACGGUGGUCGCACGCCGUUCCAGCGACUACAGUUCGUGGUCAGGGAUUGGAGCUUCCCCUACGAGGCGCCGUACGGAGCCCAGGGCGGACAGAACAUCCUACAGCGACGACUCAAGGUCUCGGACAAGCAACACCCGGAGCUGCAAUCGCUGCGCAAACACAUCACGUCGUGCUUCGCGGAGAUCGCCUGCUUCCUGAUGCCGCACCCCGGGCUCCGCGUGGCCACCAGCCCCGACUUCGAUGGCCGACUCACAGACAUCGAGCCCGAGUUUAAGCGUGCGCUGCAGCAGCUGGUGCCGAUGCUGCUGGCGCCGCACAACCUCGUGCCGAAGCUCAUCAACGGCCAGCGCGUGCGCUCCAAGGACCUGCUGCACUACUUCAAGUGCUACAUGAACAUCUACCGCGGGAACGAGCUGCCCGAGCCGAAGAGCAUGCUGGUCGCGACCGCCGAGGCUAACAACCUGACGGCGGUGGCGGAGGCGCGCGAGGUGUACACCAUGCUGAUGGAGGAGGUGUGUGGCGGGGCCCGGCCCUACCUGCAGGCUACGUUGCUAGAGGCAGAGCACGCGCGCGUGCGCGACAAGGCGCUGCUGGCCUUCCGCGCCAAGCGCAAGAUGGGCGGCGACGACUUCAGCCGCUCGUACUGCGAACAGCUACUCCAGGACCUCGACGACCAGUUCCAGCAGUUCCGCGCUCACAACGAGAGCAAGAACAUUUUCAAGGCGGCGCGCACGCCGUCCGUGCUGUUCGCGGUGGCGCUCGUGUUCUACGUGCUCAGCGGCGUGCUGGGGCUGGUGGGCCUCUACCCGCUCGCCAACCUCUGCAACCUCACCAUGGGCGUCGCGCUGCUCACGCUGGCGCUCUGGGCGUAUAUUAGGUACAGCGGUGAGAUGAGAGAAUUCGGUAUAACAAUAGAUGAAUCGGCAAACUGGCUCUGGGAAAACGUGAUGAAGCCCGUGUACCAGGCGGGGCUGGAGAAGGGCAUGGAGCACGCGGCGGCCGUGGCGGCGGAGCGCGCGCUGGGCCCGCCCACGCCCACGCCCACGCCCAGCGCCAACGGCAAGCACAAGCACUUGUGAUGCUCGCACGUGCGCGGCGCUCGCACGCCCCGCCCCGGAGACGCUACGGACGACACAGGACGGUGCCACGCUGCGGAUAACCAAAUAUGGCAGUUGAAUGAGAGUCCCGCUACUAGUCAAGCUCAUAACAGUAACUUUGACAAUAAUCACUAUCGAUCGCGCUCGGAGACGCGCCGUCGACUGGUCCAUCACGGGCGCGGCAGCUGUAGAUGUCCAGCUGGAGUCCGUGGCGCGCAGAACCACACACUCGGUGGACGUAACGAGAAGGUGCGAAUAGUUUGGAAACGAGCAACUAUUGACCUCUCUUGUAAGUGUAAUAUUAGACAUCUAAGUUCACAUUACAGAGAUGCGCAUAACGUGCCCAGUAACUUCGACGAGAUCAACUGGAGAGACUAUUCGCUUUGUAAUACAAACAAUACUUUUACAACACGUUACACCUGGGCCAGGAAAUUUAUCUCAUUGACGUAUAUUGUUGUAACUUAUUAUAAUAGAUUAAUUUGGCAGCAUAGUUCUAGACAAGUGAAACGUCUUAAGUACUUUGCAAUGGAUUUAAGCUCAAAAGUAGCAAUAAAACUGUUAUCAGGCUAGAGAAAUCUUUAAGAGUUUAUUCAUUAUCAUGUUUCCGAUGUGGGCAUCAUACAUAUCAUCCGACCGCUUCGAUGAGUCUAAACAGUGUCAGUGUCCGUGUAUGCGUGUGGCUCGAUGAACGAAUUCAAAUCUUAGUGAGUUUUAAAAGUGACAAGUUUAAUUUUUAAUCGUUUUAUGUAGCUUAGUGGUUGGUUUUCAUAAAUUUUAUGGUAAAGGAAUGUUGACGGUGUAGGUGGGGAGCAUUUUCAAUAGGUCCUUGUACAGUCAUAGACAAAUUAUAUUAUUAGUUAUAGUAUCAUAAUAGGUUAAUUAUUAUUGCUUGAUUAAUCUAAUAAGGAGCGCUCAAUGUGUAAAAACUUACCUUAAGCAUGUUCAUUGACUUCGAACAGAGUCAAUUUUGAAUAAAAGCCGUGCGAGGAACACUUGUAUGGCCAUGCACGAUGUCUUGGUUUUAUGUGUCUCAAUAUAAAUAUAACGAAUUUAACAGUUCUCGAUCGAGUUUCUUUAACUUCAUCUUAUUUUUAAAUAAGUGAAUGACGUUUAUUUUAAAUAAUAUCUCUUAGAUUAAUAAAGCAAUACAACUAAAUACUUAGAUUAAAUCUUUGUGACGGCAGACUUUGAAUCAUUAAAAUAUAUAUAUAAUAUAUAAAAUGUAAAACUGAUGUAAGAUAACCACUCUUGAAAGUUGAAAAGUUGCACAAAUUAUGAGUUUAUAAAUCAUGUUUCAACAGGAAUCAGAUCAAGACUUUUAAUCACUCGUUAAGUUGCACUAUAACUGUUGAAAGCGUACUUAAAAUGUAAUUAUGAUUGUAUAAAAAUAUUGUUUGAAAUAAGUAUCAUAUUGUUAAGACAUGGUUGGAUUUUGUAAAUACUGUUUCAAACAUAUAUCGUUGUGUAUGGUUUAUACCACGAGUCGAAUCCCUAAGGAAGAAGAUACUCGCACCUCAUAUGUCGAUGUGCGUGACUAGAGAUAAGCGAGACGAACCUGACGUAUAACACAACCUUAAGAAGUAAUUUGGCUAUUGAAGGUCAUGCGUGUUAACCAAUGAGCGUACAAGGGCAAUUCCUUUGGGAGGUCGUUUCGUGGAAUGGACUUUAGUGACGUUAUUCCUGAAUGUGCCAAUUUCAAGUCGAUGUUUUUAAAAUGUAAUCCAACGUCACAGUGGGAACAAAAUAUUUUUGAAUACUAUUAUGUUGUAAAAUUCAGAGUUUAUUUCGUUGUUUGUUUACUAAACUCGGAAUAAUUUAAAAGCCGUUUGUUUCUGUUCACCUUUAACUAUGUUUUAAAUACAGGAAUUUUUAAUUUUACAUUGAUUUAUGUAAGACUUAUUGAACAUAAUAUAAUAAGAUUACACGAAGUUUUAAAAAGACGUGUGAUUUUAAUUGUGUCGAAAAUAAAAAACACGAAGUGUUACCCCGAGACUUUGACAAAAGUUUACAUGUCAAAGGGUUUUUUAAUUAAAACAAUUUCCUACAUUAACUUACAUAUAUCAUGAAAAACAGUUAUAUUACUUUGUAGUUAUGAUUGACUUUAUAUAUUUAAGUACAGGGGUUCGAAUCCGCUUCUAAUCAUUUGUUUAGCAUUACAGUUAUUUGUGCUUUCAGCUUGAAGCGCUUAUUGUUAUUUAUUAAAUUGUUAUAUUUUGAUUGUCGUUAUAGUAACAAUUUUAUUUCAUUGCUUACUUCAUUUUUGCUCAAAAUGCCAUUGCCUCUAUAAUUAAUUUUAGGAUAUUAAUUAUCUGUAUUUUUAGAUAAUCUUUUUUUGUUGGCAAUGAAAUAAUUCGAAAUUGCACUUUAGAUGUACAUACACUCUUUCAAUUAUUAUAUAAUAUAUAGUGUUGAAUUAUAAACAAAAACUAUAUAUAUUUUCAUAACCCAAAAAUAUAUAAAGUUUUAUCUUGUUAAAAUCAAAUAUAAAUUUCGUUAAACCGUCGACGGAACAAUUGUAAACAGCCAUCCUUAAAUAAUUUCUUUUUGUACUUCUCUCUUACGCCUCGGAUAUCUAGUGCCAUAAGCCUUCGUAAGGGCGACCGAUCCAUACUAACUAUAUUCUACAUCUAUAAAAAACAUAACAGAAAUACUCGUUUUAAAAAUGUAUAUGUUGAAAUAAAAGUAUAAUUGCUCGUUUUCGUUUGAUCACGUUAUGCGGUUAUAGUUUUAUUUCUGAUGGGAACAGUCGCCCUCACUUUCUCGUAAACGUUAUAGUCGGCUUGGGUAUGAGUUAAAUUUGGUGAAAAUAAAUUAAUUUUAAAUCAAUUAUUUAAAUAAAGUUAUUUAAUUUUAUA